AUGCACAAUGUAUUGAAUGAUGUGGUGCAUUCGAAUUGGCCUCCGUAUACGUUUGGGCUCUGCAUAGAAUUAUCUCUUCGUUGUGGGUCACAAAAGCCAUACGCAACGGCGAAGCUGACUGUUUUUCUGAACAGGGAGGAGGUGAAGGCGGCGCUUGGGGCUAAAAAGGAAACGACUUGGAUGGAAUGUAGUAAGGCCGUGAGCCAUGUGAUGAAGAAGGAUAUAAUGAAGAGCGUGAAGUUCAUGGUGGAGGAGGUGGUGAAGAACAGUCGCGUGCUUCUGUAUCAGGGGAUUUUUGAUCUGAGAGUUGGGGUAGCGUCAGCAGAGGCAUGGAUGAAGGAGAUGAAUUGGGAGGGUAUUGGAAGCUUUUUGGAUGCGAAGAGGAGAGUUUGGAGAGUGGAAGGAGAGGUUGCAGGGUACUUGCAGAAAUGGGGAAAUUUGACUCACGUGGUGGUUUCCGGCGCCGGACAUCUUGCUCCUGCUGAUCAGGGGCGGAGCACGCAGGCGAUGAUUGAGGGUUGGGUACUGAAAAGCGGAGAUUUUGGGGAAGAAGAAGAAGAAAAGGAUUUUAGCUUAAGGAGAUCAGAGUGA
Molecule: messenger RNA, 591 nt
Organism: Dendrobium catenatum
Lineage: Eukaryota; Viridiplantae; Streptophyta; Magnoliopsida; Asparagales; Orchidaceae
Product: serine carboxypeptidase-like 50
Exons: 2
Coding region: 1-591 (196 amino acids)
Biological process (GO): proteolysis
Molecular function (GO): serine-type carboxypeptidase activity
Source: RefSeq, a predicted model, not a curated record